UUUUUGUUCAGAAAUUUCCAUCAGUCGUUUACUAUUAACCCAGCCAACAUCAAUAGCGGAUUGUAACGACUGGGAAACAAGGUGUGACUCGCGUACUAGGUAGCAUUGUUGCUUGCACAAGAUCGUCAAGAAUUGUUUUACACCAAUCGUCAAGGAUCCCUAAAAGUUAAUUAAAAGAGAAAUAUCUUUCGUUCUUUUUUCUUUUUUUUUUUUUUCGUUUUUAUAUUGUUCGAAUACCGUUUGAUUUAAUAUGUCAAAUUCUUGGGUAGUAAAUACCCUUAAAACCACUGGUACUGUUAUCUCGGCUAUAGUUCUUCUAAGGGAGUUGGUUCGAUUGUACCAGGGCCAAAAGGAAUUGACGUCAUUACCACCAAGAUCAAGAGGUGUCGAAUCAUUAAUAGGUAAUACUCCAUUGAUUGAAAUUAAAUCAUUAUCAAAACUAACAGGAUGUAAGAUAUAUGCCAAGCUAGAGCUAAUGAACCCUGCUGGUAGUGCAAAAGAUCGUGUUGCUUUAUCAAUUAUUAAAUCAAACGAACAAUUGGGGAAAUUAAAACCUUUUAAUAAUGAUAUCAUAUUUGAAGGAACUUCUGGCUCUACAGGCAUAUCAUUUGCAAUGCUAUGUAAUGCAUUAGGUUACACUGCGCAUAUUUGUUUACCAGAUGAUACUUCACCUGAAAAAUUACAAUUAUUAAAAUCUUUAGGUGCUGAAUUAGAGCCAGUUAAACCAGCAUCAAUAGUUGAUCCCAAUCAAUAUACUAAUGCUGCUAGAAAUGGCGCCAAUAAAAUAAACAACGAUCCAAAUGAUCCUCGUAAUGCUAUAUUUGCUGAUCAAUUUGAAAAUGAUUUCAAUUGGAAAAUACAUUACCAAACAACUGGUCCAGAAAUUUGGAAACAAAUGGACGGGGACUUAGAUGUUUUCAUAAAUGGUUCAGGGACCGGUGGUACUAUAUCAGGUGUAUCUAGAUUUUUGAAAGAACAAGAUUCAAAUAUCAAAGUUAUAUUAGCAGAUCCUCAAGGUUCAGGAUUAUUUAAUCGAGUUAAUUAUGGAGUCAUGUAUGAUCAUGUUGAAAAAGAAGGCACCCGUCGUAGACAUCAAGUUGACACUUUAGUGGAAGGAAUUGGAUUAAAUAGAUUAACCUGGAACUUCAAGCAAGGUGAAAAUAAUAUCGAUCUGGCAAUUAGAGUUAGUGAUGAUCAAGCAUUGAAAAUGGCAAAGUAUUUAUCAAUUAACGAUGGACUCUUCUGGGGGUCUUCCGCCGCUAUCAACUGUGUAGCAGCAGUUAAAACAGCUUUAAAAUUAGGCCCUGGUAAUAAAAUAGUGGUAAUUGCUUGUGAUUCGGGUGCUAGACAUUUAUCUAAAUUUUGGAAAGAAGCAGAAAAAAUUUCAAAUGAUAUUACAUUAGAUGAUAUAAUUGAUUGAAAAAAUUCUUUCAAACUGGUUUUGAAUUAAGAUAUCUAUCUAAUUAAAC
Hyphopichia burtonii NRRL Y-1933 is the source of this 1469-nucleotide messenger RNA. RefSeq names its product putative cysteine synthase. Bases 251 to 1420 code for a protein of 389 amino acids. The transcript has a single exon. Gene Ontology annotation, molecular function: cysteine synthase activity. Lineage: Eukaryota; Fungi; Ascomycota; Pichiomycetes; Serinales; Debaryomycetaceae. The record is from RefSeq and is a predicted model, not a curated record. Gene Ontology annotation, cellular component: cytoplasm.